This is a messenger RNA of Pecten maximus, 669 nucleotides long. Its product is annotated as lactosylceramide 1,3-N-acetyl-beta-D-glucosaminyltransferase B-like. Bases 1 to 669 code for a protein of 222 amino acids. NCBI's taxonomy places the organism in Eukaryota, Metazoa, Mollusca, Bivalvia, Pectinida, Pectinidae. The record is from RefSeq and is a predicted model, not a curated record. The transcript is spliced from 2 exons. Gene Ontology annotation, cellular component: membrane. Gene Ontology annotation, molecular function: hexosyltransferase activity.
AUGGUGAAGUUAGUGAGAAACAUUCGGGAAGAAUUGCUAUACCAGUCACCUAAAAAGAUCAAUGUGUAUCCAUAUUCGUUUAUAACAAAACCGGAAGUGACUUGUACAAACAGUACAAAGUUGUUGAUUGUUGUCAAAUCAGCUCCUAGAAACAGAAAAAUUCGACAAGUUAUUCGGGACACCUGGGCUAACGAAGAGCGUAUUUACGGGAUCAAACGAGUGUUCGUUUUGGGAAAAACAAACAGAGGUGUCAAAGACGUGGAAGAGGAAAUUAAAAUUCACAGAGAUAUACUACAAAUCGAUUAUGGAGAUAGUUACUAUAUGAACACGUGGAAAACACGUGGUGCAUUGAUAUGGGCCGGUAACUCGUGUCAGCAAAGUGAUUACGUCAUGUUGGUGGAUGACGAUUACUAUGUGGCCACAGACUUGUUGGUACAGCAACUGGAAGUAACCGGAAACGUGAAUGAAUAUCUGUACAUGGGAUGGGUCAACCCGAGGUCAUAUCCAUUUAGGUCAAAGGGUAUGGAGAAGUAUAAUGGAACUUUUAUGGAAGGUCCAUGUAAGUGUUUCUUAAGAUUCCGCAAUGAUGAAUUCGCAUUAACAUCGGAAGGAAGAGAGUUCCAGCAGUUUAAGACGGAUGGAGUGAUUGCCGAUCUAGAGAAAACUUAA